This is a messenger RNA of Erinaceus europaeus (western European hedgehog), 2829 nucleotides long. RefSeq names its product ankyrin repeat domain 29 (gene ANKRD29). Gene Ontology annotation, biological process: RNA processing; negative regulation of delayed rectifier potassium channel activity; neuronal action potential. The transcript has 9 exons. Gene Ontology annotation, cellular component: synapse; membrane; axon initial segment. Bases 894 to 1673 code for a protein of 259 amino acids. The record is from RefSeq and is a predicted model, not a curated record. Gene Ontology annotation, molecular function: transmembrane transporter binding; RNA nuclease activity; RNA binding. Lineage: Eukaryota; Metazoa; Chordata; Mammalia; Eulipotyphla; Erinaceidae.
UCCUUAUAGGACUGACAUCAGUUAAGGUAACACCUUUUGAAUGAAAAGAAAUGUUUGGGAGUAACUUAAUACCACUUCUUGCUUUCUAACUCCUUUGUCCCAACCUCAGACUUUUUUCACUUGACCAGGACGUAGAUUGAAAUACAAUAUUUUGGAAGUCAGGUGGUAGUGAAGCAGGUUAAGCUCACAUGACGCAAAGCACAAGGACCGGUGUAAGGAUCCUGGUUCGAGCCCCCGGAUCCCCACCUGCAGGGGAGUUGCUUCACAGGUGGUGAAGCAGGUCUGCAGGUGUCUAUCUUUCUCUAGCCCUCUCUGUCUUCCCUUCCUCUCUCCAUUUCUCUCUGUCCUAUCCAACAGUGAUGACAUGAAUAACAACAAUAAAACAACAAGGGCAACAAAAGGGAAUAAACAAAUAUUUAAAAAACUUUUAAAAAAAGAAAUAUAAUAUUUUUUAAAAGAUGUUUUGCUAUUAGAUUCAUCUUUCCUUCUAUCAGGACAGAUGAAUCUAAUAGUUUGUGUUGUCUUAUUUAAAUAUACAAAUUCAAUCUUCUGUGAUUCCUGUGGCUCAUGAUUGGAUUAUAUUUUUAAGGCUAGUAUGUCUCAUGACAAAAAUAAAUUUUCUCACCACUCAUGUAAAUGGUAGUCAUAAUUGGUCUCUACAAAUUGACUUUAAUGACAGAAGGAGAGAGGAAAAGAUACCACAGCACUGCAGUUUCCUCCUGUGUGGUGGGGCUGAUCUCAAACCUGGGUCAUACACAUGAUGAAACACUACCCAUAUGAGCUAUCUUAUUAGAUUCCACCUGCAACCUAAGUUAAACCUUCUCAUGCUCAAGAGGAAGUAAUACCAAGCUUGCUACUCCAGUCCUGGAAAUUGGAGGAAGGACUUCAAGUGAAUGCUAGAGCACGGCACCACUCUCCUUAUGGUCGCCUCCUUUGCAGGUCACAUAGACUGUGUGAGAGAACUUGUUCUGCAAGGAGCAGACAUCAAUCUCCAGAGAGAGUCAGGUACAACAGCCCUGUUCUUUGCUGCCCAACAAGGCCAUAAUGAUGUUGUGAGAUUUCUCUUUGAAUUUGGAGCAUCUACUGAAUUUAGGACCAAAGAUGGGGGUACUGCACUGCUAGCUGCCAGUCAGUAUGGGCACAUGCAGGUGGUGGACACCUUGCUGAAGCACGGAGCCAACAUCCAUGACCAGCUCUAUGAUGGAGCCACUGCACUCUUCCUAGCUGCCCAAGGUGGUUACUUGGAUGUUAUUCGAUUAUUGUUGUCUUCUGGAGCAAAAGUCAACCAGCCAAGGCAGGAUGGCACAGCGCCACUGUGGAUCGCGUCUCAGAUGGGCCACAGUGAGGUGGUGAGGGUGAUGCUGCUGCGUGGAGCCGAGCGCGACGCUACACGGAACGAUGGCACAACAGCAUUACUAAAAGCAGCCAACAAAGGAUAUAAUGAUGUCAUAGAGGAACUGCUGAAAUUCUCACCUACCCUUGGUAUUUUGAAGAACGGAACCUCUGCGCUCCAUGUGGCAGUGCUCAGUGGGAACAUUAGGACAGUCGCUCUGCUCCUGGAAGCAGGCGCGGACCCAGCCCUGAGAAACAAGGCCAAUGAACUCCCAGCUGAAUUAACCAAAAAUGAACGUAUAUUACAUCUCCUCCAAAAUAAAGGUCAGAGGAAGAGUUAAUUUAGUUCCAUAGUCAUCUGAAAGGUUGAAACCUUAAUUACAUUGUCCUAAAAACAAAUUGUUUUUCAAGUAGUAUUGGAAAUUCUUUUCAGAAAGAAAAUUCCCAAAAUGCCCAUCCUGGGUUCCUGACCCACAAAGAGCUGUGCUUUGUGCACUGAGUCAAGAGCAUAAUCACUCAGGGGCAAUUUCCCCUACACGGGCAUUGCACACUGCUUAUAACCCAAGCCAGCGGGGCCCAGAACCUGUGUGGAGUCCGUAGAAAUACGUCCUAAAUUACACUAAUGUGGGUCUUUCAGCUAACCUCCAAGACAGAGUUAGCCCCUCUACAAGGGCAGAUUAUUUCCUUAAAAAGAAAUUUUGAAGUCUGACCUUCAGUGAACUGAUAUACUCCUGCUUUUGUGCUGUAUGUAUUAACUCCACCAUAUUUUCCAGAUGUAUGUAUGCCAUUCCAGUGUAAGAUGUUUUCUUCUACCCAGGGAUCACAGCCAUCCAUGAUUAUUAUGAAGCAAUGGUGUGUGAACUUACUGUGCCACUACUGACAUGCCAACAUGUGCUUUUCAAAGACAGACUAUUAAAGUAUGUUUGAAAGUGUUCUUUUUUUUUUGUUAGUUGAUCUUCCUGUCGUUCCUAAUAUGUCCAAAUCAUAUUUACCUACAGUCAGCAUUGUUGAUAGGAGAAAAGUACAUGGAAAUGCAAAAAAUUGCAAACUAUAAGACAUUUAGGUUUGUCUCUGAAUUUUGUUGUUGUUGUUCUGUUACUGGAUACCUAUUUCCCUUGCCAUAAGUAAGUAGUUCAAAUGCUGUGAAACCUUGAGCUUCCAAUGGCACGUUUCUGCAUACAAUGACUCUGAGGCCUUGAGUGAAAUGUGAUGAUAUAUGCAAGGGCAGUAUGUUGCUGUUACUACUGCAGAAGUAUCAGCAAGAAAAGAUUGUUGCUACCAUUUAGUAAAUGUCCAACUAUUCAUGGUCUUGAACUGGUUAAUACAGAGAAAAGAAGCCUAAAUGUUAUUGAACAUGAAAGGUGUCAGACUUUAUAUUCAGUGCACUUUACAAUCAAUGGUGUCUAAAUGCCUCCAUCAGUGCCUAAUUGCAUAACAGAAAAUAAGCCUUCUUUCUGUAAUCUGCCAUAAUAAAUAUGAAUAAUACUUCUCUACUUA